Molecule: messenger RNA, 744 nt
Organism: Zootoca vivipara (common lizard)
Lineage: Eukaryota; Metazoa; Chordata; Lepidosauria; Squamata; Lacertidae
Gene: C1QL4
Product: complement C1q like 4
Molecular function (GO): protein binding
Source: RefSeq, a predicted model, not a curated record
AUGGUGCUGGUCCUCCUGGUGGCCAUUCCUUUGCUGGUCCACAGCUCCAAGACCACCUCGCACUACGAGAUGUUGGGCAGCUGCCGCAUGGUCUGCGACCCCUACACGCCCCAAACCCAUGGGGCGGCUUCGGCAGAGGCAAGCCAGGAGUUGGCCGUCAUCUCGCCGCCUCCCCACGUGUCCGGAGGGAAAGGAGACCCGGGGAGGAAGGGCAAGUCGGGGAUCCGUGGGCCGCCGGGCCCUCCGGGGCCACCUGGGCCCAGAGGUCCAGCCGGGGAGCCGGGGAGGCCUGGCCCUCCAGGCCCACCCGGCCCAGGGCCUGGGGGAUAUAUCCCAUCUUUCUACAGCCCUAAGAUUGCCUUUUAUGCAGGACUGCGGAAGCCGCAUGAAGGGUACGAGAUCCUGCGCUUCGACGACGUGGUGACCAAUGUGGGGAACUACUACGAGCCGUCAAGUGGCAAGUUCACCUGCCCUCUGCCUGGCAUCUAUUUCUUCACCUACCAUGUACUGAUGCGGGGCGGUGACGGCACCAGCAUGUGGGCAGACCUGAUGAAGAACGGGCAGGUCCGGGCCAGUGCCAUAGCUCAGGAUGCUGACCAGAACUACGAUUAUGCCAGCAACAGCGUGAUCCUACACCUGGAUGUCGGCGAUGAAGUUUUCAUCAAGCUGGACGGAGGGAAAGUGCACGGAGGGAACACCAACAAGUACAGCACGUUCUCUGGCUUCAUCAUCUACCCAGACUGA